AUGGUCUUUGGCACUCAACGACCACCCUCCGACGACUCUAAGGAAAUGGCACCACCUACUCAUACGAAUUUGAUGCGUGAUUUACUACGAGCGGUACAAGAGUUGAGCAGGCAAAAUCAAGCACCUCCACCACAAAAUGCACCGCCACAGCAGAAUGCACUGCAUUUAGCCCCUGGAGUUGUCUCAGUGGUUGAGCAGUUUCGUAGGUACAAGCCUUCCACUUUUGACAGUAAUUCUAAACCACUGGUUGUCAAAGAGUGGAUAAGAGGUCUGGAGCGCAUAUUUCGACACAUUGCUUGUACUGAUGCACAGAAAGUGUUAUGUGCAGAAUUUAUGUUGAUUGGAGCAGCUAGUCACUGGUGGGAAUCUGUUUCACGUACAAGGAUAGAAGAGCAGCAAUGUAAUCUAACUUGGGAGCAGUUUAAAGACGAAGUGAUGGCAAAAUAUUUUCCACAAGCUUUAAGGGACUUCAAGGAAUCAGAAUUUCUGCAGCUCAGACAGGAGAACAUGUCACUUACUGAUUACGAAAGGCAAUUUGAGAAACUCUCAAGGUAUGCCCCGCACUUGGUGGAUACAGAAGUUAAGAAGAUUAGGAGGUUCGAGAAUGGACUGCGCCCUGAGAUCAGCAUGAUCAUUAUGUCCCAUCGUUUCACCUUAUCUCGUGAAAUGUUGGAGAGCGCUCACGCUAUUUCAUAUCAGAGGACCUCAUUUGAACAGUAUGCCCAGCAAAGUAAAGAUUCGUUUGGAAAAAGGAAGUGGAGUGAUCAAAGAAAAAAUAGAUGCAACUGGCAGAAUAAAAGGCCAAGCACAGGAAUUCGCAUUAGUGGGACGAGUGGAAGUAUUACACCCUGUUCUAAGUGUAAUAAACUCCACAAGGGUGAAUGCUUGCUCGGGAAGAACGUGUGCUUUAGGUGUGGUAAGCCCGGACACAUCGUUCUCAACUGUCCAGAGCCUCUAAAGAAGAAGGAUGAUGAUCAAGACCCAAACAAGAAAGGAAAGGCCCGAGUUUUCGCACUAAAUCAGCAUGAGGCGGAGCAAGAUCCGAAAGUGAUAGCAGGAAUUCUGUUAUUAUCCAAUGUGCCUACUUACGUACUUUUUGAUUUCGGGGCUACCAAUUCUUUUAUAUGUGCAUCUUUUGUCGCUAGGUCCAACUAUGCAUGUGUUAGAACGGAUAAUGAAUUAGAGGUUAGCAUCCCGUCAGGAAAAACUCUUUGCACAAACCAGAUGACUAAAUCUAUGAAGUUAGAGAUUGAAGGAAAAAUAUUGGAAGCAGACUUAUACCUCUUGGAAAUGAAAGAUUUCGAUGUUAUUUUAGGCAUGGAUUGGUUAGGACUUAAUCAUGCAACCAUUCGAUGUCACGAAAAAGAAGUGCAAUUUCAUAGACUAGGAGAGGAAGAGUUCCAUUUCUUUGGAGCAAAGUUCAAAUUCCUACCUCGUCUUAUAUCAGCUAUACAAGCGAAGAAGAUGUUGAGGAAAAAGUCAUGCCAGGGAUUCUUGGUUAGCAUUAUUGGUUCUCAACAUAUAGAGACGACUGUUAACGAUAUCAAUAUCGUGCGAGACUUUGCAGAUGUGUUCCCAGAAGAUUUGCCAGGCAUUCCACCAGGUAGGCAAGUGGAAUUUACAAUUGAUUUGAUUCCUGAAGCAGCACCAGUAUCCAAGGCCCCGUAUAGAAUGACACCGAAAGAACUUCAAGAAUUGAAGUUGCAAUUGGAAGAAUUGCUAGAGAAAGGUUUCAUUCGACCGAGUGUAUCUCCUUGGGGAGCUCCUGUACUUUUUGUCAAGAAGAAGGAUGGGAGUAUGAGGAUGUGCAUUGACUACCGAGAAUUGAACCAUCUGACCAUCAAAAAUAAGUAUCCGUUGCCAAGAAUAGAAGAUUUGUUUGACCAGUUAAGGGGGUGCAUCAGUGUUUUCAAAGAUCGACUUGAGGUCAGGAUAUCAUCAACUGAAAAUCAGGGCAAGCGAUAUACCGAAAACUGCUUUCAGGACUCGGUAUGGGCAUUAUGA
Molecule: messenger RNA, 2004 nt
Organism: Olea europaea var. sylvestris
Lineage: Eukaryota; Viridiplantae; Streptophyta; Magnoliopsida; Lamiales; Oleaceae
Exons: 3
Coding region: 1-2004 (667 amino acids)
Molecular function (GO): zinc ion binding; nucleic acid binding
Source: RefSeq, a predicted model, not a curated record